AUGAAGGUUUCUAGCCAACUCGCUGUUGCUGCGCUGGCCUCUUUUGCCACUGCCGCCUCAGUCGAUGUUCACAAACGCGAGACACCUCUGAGCGUCAAGCUCGCAGCCAGUGGCAACUCGGAGGUCAAGGUCACUCUCACCAACAACGGUGAGAAGACCUUGAACCUGCUCAGCAAGGGCACAUUCCUGGAUGAGCAGCUCCCCGUCGAGAAGGUCCAGAUGUAUGCUGCCGGAGGCAGCGACAAGGUGGCUUUCGAAGGAAUGAAAGUUCGCUUAUUGACUAGUGGACUCAAGGCAGAUGACUUCGUCACCCUUGCUGCAGGCGAGACUAAGGAGAUCACAGUCGAGACAGCAGCUCUCCACUCGCUCCACGAGGGCGGUGACUUCGAUGUUUUUGCUAAGGGUGCUCUUCCCUUCGCUGAGGGAGCUUCCACUGAGCUCGCUGGUGCUCUCGACUACGAGUCCAACAAGCUCAGCAUGACCAUUGAUGGCGCUCAGGCUGCUUCUGUUGCUAAAGCACUCAACAAGCGUACUGCUAUCGGAUCCAGCUGUACUGGCACCAAGUUGAGCACUGUUCGCACCGCGCUAUCCAACUGUGCUAGGCUUGCAAACGCUGCAGCCUCUGCUGCCACUUCUGGAACCAAGCUCACAACAUACUUCAAGACCACUUCUUCCGCUAGUACCGUCGCAGCACGUCUGAGAGCAGUUGCAUCCGACUGCGGUAGCACCUCCAGCCGUACCACAACUAAUUGCAACGACCCCUACUCCGGCUGCUCCUCCAACGUGCUGGCGUACACCGUUCCUUCGGCCAACUUCAUCACAUACUGCCCCAUCUUCUUCAGUGCGCUCCCAGCGCUUGCUUCCACUUGCCAUGGCCAGGAUCAGGCCACUACUGCGCUUCAUGAGGAGACUCACGCCCCUGGAGUAUAUUCUCCUGGCACUCAGGAUAAUGGAUAUGGAUACGCUGCCGCUACUGCACUGUCCGCAAACCAGGCUUUGAACAACGCAGACUCAUACGCUCUGUAUGCCAACGCGAUCAACCUCAACUGCUAG
Parastagonospora nodorum SN15 is the source of this 1053-nucleotide messenger RNA. RefSeq lists its product as hypothetical. The record is from RefSeq and is a predicted model, not a curated record. The transcript has 3 exons. Gene Ontology annotation, molecular function: metalloendopeptidase activity. Gene Ontology annotation, biological process: proteolysis. NCBI's taxonomy places the organism in Eukaryota, Fungi, Ascomycota, Dothideomycetes, Pleosporales, Phaeosphaeriaceae. Bases 1 to 1053 code for a protein of 350 amino acids.